Molecule: messenger RNA, 240 nt
Organism: Phytophthora infestans T30-4
Lineage: Eukaryota; Oomycota; Peronosporomycetes; Peronosporales; Peronosporaceae
Exons: 2
Coding region: 1-240 (79 amino acids)
Source: RefSeq, a predicted model, not a curated record
AUGCGUCAAGAGGGUUUCAACGAAAAAUAUGCCUUCGAACUAGACGAAGUAAGAGCUACGAAAAGCCCCAGCAUCGAUGAAAUAUCUUCGAAUGUGGUUCUUGAAGACCAAAAGAUGGACCCAGUCCCAUAUGACGACGAAGAAUUCGGCCCGAUGGAUCCUUCUGUGCAACUUGUUCGAGGACUCAACUCGGCGUCCAAGUUCUCGAUCAGAAGUAAGCAGCUGUGGACGGAAGACUAA